Messenger RNA from Entelurus aequoreus (snake pipefish), 2876 nucleotides. RefSeq names its product tripartite motif containing 69 (gene trim69). Gene Ontology annotation, molecular function: protein binding; zinc ion binding. Lineage: Eukaryota; Metazoa; Chordata; Actinopteri; Syngnathiformes; Syngnathidae. The transcript is spliced from 6 exons. Bases 31 to 1629 code for a protein of 532 amino acids. The record is from RefSeq and is a predicted model, not a curated record.
GACUGCAGGCCGCUCACACACAAAAAAAACAUGAGCAAGAACCAGAAAGAAGUGAAGAAGAUCCAGUCUGCUUAUCUGCAGACUGUGGAGAAGCACAAUCAAGGAGCCAAGCCAGAGAAGAAAAGCUGGAAGGCAAAGGAAGGAGAGUUUGCCUCGCUGAGACCGCCCCCCGCCAACAGGAUCAGCAGAGACCUGACCUGCUCCAUCUGCCUGGACCUCUUCAAGCAACCCGUCUCCCUGCCCUGCGACCACACCUUCUGCCAGGGCUGCAUCGUGGGCUACUGGGCCGGGCCCCGGGGUCACAGCCAGGGGGCCACGGGCUCCUGCCCCCAGUGCAGGAAGGUGUACCCGGGUCAGAGCUACAGACCCAACCGCAUCGUGGCCAACAUCGUGGAGAGCUACUGCCAGGGGCUGGAGGAGAGCGGGAGAGUGGAGCCCGCCCCGGCGGAGAAGGCGCCGGCCCCGGCCCCGGCCCCGCGCUGCGGCCGACACCGGGAGGAGCUGAAGCUGUACUGCGAGGACGACCAGGAGCUGGUUUGUCUGGUGUGUGGACUCUCGCAGGAGCACAGGAACCACACCAUGGUGUGUGUCCAGGACGCAGAGCAAAAGUACAGGGCGUCCCUGAACAGCUCCAUGGACUCCCUCAAAGCGGAGCUCAACACGGCGCUGCAGUGUGAUAGUGAAGCUGAGGAGGAAGUCAAAAAGCUUAAGGACCACACGGCUGACCUGAAGCAGCGCAUCGAGACCCAGUUCAGCGACCUGCACCAGUUCCUCUACCAGGAGGAGAAGAUGCUGCAGGUGAAGCUGAAGACGGAGGAGCGCCGCGAGCUGAUCCGCCUGGACGAGCACAAGGCGCUGCUGUGCGUGGAGAUCUCCCGUCUGCAGAGAGCCUUGCAAGACAUCGAGGACAAGCGGCGGGAGCAGGACCCCUUCACUCUGCUGCGGAGCAUCAAAGUGUGUCUGCAGAGGCCGCCGCUGAAGUUCGAGAAGCCAGUUUUUACGCCUCACAGCCUGUGUGAAGGACGCUUUGCAGGGCCCCUGCAGUACAGAGUGUGGAAGUCCAUGAAGAGCACUAUUUACCCAGUCCCAGCAGCCAUCACCUUGAACUCCAGCACGGCCAACCCUUGGCUGAGCCUCACCUCCUCACUCACCUGCGUCCGCUACCAGACCUUCAACCACGGCGUGGAGGACAACCCCAAUAGGUUCAACGCCGCCCUGUCGCUGCUGGGGAGCCAGGGCUUCACCCACGGCCGCCACUACUGGGAGAUCGAGGUCUACAGCAGCACCGUCUGGACCGUGGGCGUGGCCCGGGAGUCGGUACCCAGGAAGGGGGUCAUCAAAGCUCUUCCGGCUAACGGCUUCUGGACCCUCUCGCUGUCCUACGGGAUACAGUACAUGGCGGGCACGUCCCCGCCGACCGUUCUGUCCCUGGAGGAGCCGCUGGCCAGGAUCGGGGUGUACUUGGACUACAAAAGAGGCCUGGUGUCUUUUUACAAUGCAGAAACCAUGACACACCUGUACACCUUUAGGGAGAGCUUCAUGGAGACGCUCUACCCUUACUUCAAUCUGGGAUUCCUGGAUAAAGUGCACGAGAAUGAACCUCUUAAAGUUUUCUUGCCAAAAAUCUAGUUAGUUUUUUUGUACAGAACGUACACUACCGUUCAAAAGUUUGGGGUCACCCAAACAAUUUUGUGGAAUAGCCUUCAUUUCUAAGAACAAGAAUAGACUGUCAAGUUUCAGAUGAAAGUUCUCUUUUUCUGGCCAUUUUGAGCGUUUAAUUGACCCCACAAAUGUGAUGCUCCAGAAACUCAAUCUGCUCAAAGGAAGGUCAGUUUUGUAGCUUCUGUAACAAGCUUAACUGUUUUCAGAUGUGUGAACAUGAUUGCACAAGGGUUUUCUAAUCAUCAAUUAGCCUUCUGAGCCAAUGAGCAAACACAUUGUACCAUUAGAACACUGGAGUGAUAGUUGCUGGAAAUGGGCCUCUAUACACCUAUGUAGAUAUUGCACCAAAAACCAGACAUUUGCAGCUAGAAUAGUCAUUUACCACAUUAGCAAUGUAUAGAGUGUAUUUCUUUAAAAUUAAGACUAGUUUAAAGCUAUCUUCAUUGAAAAAUAAGGACAUUUUAAUGUGACCCCAAACUUUUGAACGGUAGUGUAGAUUUAGCUUAAGUCUGUAGACUGGAUCUACGGCUGCAAUGUUUGGAAUAUUAUAUAUAUUUUUGGCAAUUUAAAAAAAUUUUUUUUUAUAAAUUUCAGUUUCUGUCUACUUUUAACUCUAAAUCUAAUAAUACACACUUGAACUAUUCACUAUGUGUUUUGGCCAAUUUCAGGCAAAUUAACAUCAUUUUUGGACGAGAAGACUCCGUUUUUAUUUUUCUAUUUUUAUCUUUUUGAAUUGAUAAAAAAGAAAUAAAAUACAUCCAUCCAUCCAUUUUCUACCGCUUGUCCCUUUCGGGGUCACGGGGGUGCUGCAGCCUAUCCCAGCUGCAUUAGGGUAUUUAAAAAUAAUUACCGUAUUUUUCGGAGUAUAAGUCGCACCGGCCGAAAAUGCAUAAUAAAGAAGGAAAAAAAUAUAUAUAAGUCGCACUGGAGUAUAAGUCACAUUUUUUGGGGAAAUGUAUUUGAUAAAAGCCAACACCAAGAAUAGACAUUUGAAAGGCAAUUUAAAAUAAAUAAAGAAUAGUGAACAACAGGCUGAAUAAGUGUACGUUAUAUGAGGCAUAAAUAACCAACUGAGAACGUGCCUGGUAUGUUAACGUAACAUAUUAUGGUAAGAGUCAUUCAAAUAACUAUAACAUAUAGAACAUGCUAUACGUUUACCAAACAAUCUGUCACUCCUAAUCGCUAAAUCCCAUGAAAUCUUAUACGUCUAGUCU